Messenger RNA from Neoarthrinium moseri, 1275 nucleotides. RefSeq lists its product as uncharacterized. The transcript is spliced from 4 exons. The record is from RefSeq and is a predicted model, not a curated record. Bases 1 to 1275 code for a protein of 424 amino acids. Gene Ontology annotation, cellular component: cytoplasm; nucleus. Lineage: Eukaryota; Fungi; Ascomycota; Sordariomycetes; Amphisphaeriales; Apiosporaceae. Gene Ontology annotation, biological process: protein phosphorylation; intracellular signal transduction. Gene Ontology annotation, molecular function: MAP kinase activity; ATP binding.
AUGGCCGACUUACAGGGACGCAAGGUCUUCAAGGUCUUCAACCAGGACUUUAUCGUGGACGAGCGCUACACGGUCACUAAGGAGCUGGGCCAGGGAGCCUAUGGUAUCGUCUGCGCCGCCGUGAACAACCAGACCAACGAGGGCGUCGCCAUCAAGAAGGUCACCAAUGUCUUCAGCAAGAAGAUCCUGGCCAAGCGCGCCCUGCGCGAGAUCAAGCUGCUGCAGCACUUCCGCGGCCACCGCAACGUGAGCAGAGCCCCGCCCCCUCCCUCCGUCCCUCAUCCGGGCGCUAUCGAGGGACCAAACCCCCGCGAUGCGCCCUCCCCUUGCCACGGCCAGCUGAUGGAAUGCGACCUGGCGGCCAUCAUUCGUUCCGGCCAACCCUUGACCGACGCCCACUUCCAGUCCUUCAUCUACCAGAUCCUCUGCGGUCUCAAGUACAUCCACUCGGCCAACGUGCUACACCGUGAUCUGAAGCCCGGCAACCUGCUCGUUAACGCCGACUGCGAGCUGAAGAUCUGCGAUUUCGGUCUCGCCCGAGGCUUCUCCGUUGAUCCCGAGGAGAACGCCGGAUACAUGACGGAAUAUGUCGCUACAAGAUGGUACCGCGCCCCCGAGAUCAUGCUGAGCUUCCAGAGCUAUACCAAAGCUAUUGACGUUUGGUCUGUCGGAUGCAUUCUCGCCGAGCUCCUGGGUGGCCGUCCCUUCUUCAAGGGCAGAGACUACGUCGACCAGCUAAACCAGAUCCUCCACAUCCUCGGCACACCCAACGAGGAGACGCUCUCGCGCAUCGGCUCCUCCCGAGCCCAGGAAUACGUCCGAAACCUACCCUACAUGGCCAAGAAGCCCUUCCAGACCCUGUUCCCGACUGCCAAUCCGGACGCGCUCGAUCUCCUCGACCGCAUGCUGGCAUUCGACCCGUCGUCCCGCAUCUCCGUUGAAGCUGCCCUGCAGCACCCUUACCUUAAGAUCUGGCACGACGAGACGGACGAGCCCGACUGCCCUACCACAUUCAACUUUGAUUUCGAGGUCGUCGAUGACGUCGGCGAUAUGCGCAAGAUGAUCCUGGAUGAGGUGUACCGCUUCCGACAACAGGUCAGGACGGCGCCAGCAUCAGGCGGCGCUCCCGGUGCCGGGCAGCAAGCCGGUGCCAGCCAAGUGCCUAUGCCUAGUGGACAGCAGCAGUGGACUAGCGAGGACCCCAGGCCACAAGAGUACGCUGGCCAGAUGGGUGGCUUGGAAGAAGAGCUGGCGGGAGGACUGGAUAGACGAUAG